ACAUUUCCCACAAUGCACCGGGCCCGGCUCUUCCGCGCAGCGCCUCGCGCGCCGGUUGCCACCAACGGCCGCGGCGGCGGUUGGAGGGUUUUGGUUUGAGGCACCUGUUGAACAAAGGAGGCAAGGGGCAUAUGCUUUCUGUAAGCGAAGAAGGUCCUAGGCAGCUAUGCCAAACCAUAGCACUGGAGCAGAUAAAUGUUCUGUCUUGCCUCCAGUUGUUUUUGAGAAAGACAGGAGAUUUCUGGAGAGCACACAAAGAUAUAUAUUGACUGAAAUUGAGAAAGUGGGUUGUACUGAGCACGUACCACCUGAGGAGUAUUACAUUAUAUACAGAAAUGCAUUUGACAAGGUAACAAGUACUUUCCAGGUAAAUGAAAUAAUUGAGUAUGUUACUGCAUACAAGAACAUCCUGAUUUCAAUCAAGCAGGAAUAUGAGGCAUUUAUUGCCACAAUCAAGAAUGGCCAAAAGAAUGCAUUUUUUCUUCAUGGGAGAUGAAAAGUUCUGGCAUCCGAGCCCACAACUCUGUUAUACUACAGGAAAAGAGCAAUGGAGAUUGAAGACAAGAUAAAGGCUAUUGAGAAGAAUUCUGCAAAAAUUCAAAAUCUGAUACUGAGAAACAUAAGAAAGGUAUCCUCUAAAAACUUUGACACCCCAGGGAAAACAGUUAAUUCUGCUAAGCCCAUCCCAGGUCUCAGUAUAGAAGAAUCGCUCAACUUGGAUUCUCUUUCUAACCUUGCUCAGCUAGACAGAAAGAUGCUAGAAUUGAAAAAAGAAAGGGAAAUAAAAUACAUCCCUUGGAAUAAAAAGAUCGAGUUAGAACAAGAACUGUUGCACUUAAUGACCUUACGAGAUACAGCUGAAGCAAAAAGAGAAGAGCUGAAGCUCAGAUGUACUAGAAUUUUGUUAGUUGCAAAUGUUAUUUCUGCCUGUGCAAAAUCAGCCAAAACUAUCACCCUGCAAGAUCUCCUCUCUCAGACUGUGGAAAAUAAAAAUGAUGAAAGAGCUCUUGAUGUCCAUAGUAAAGUGGCUGAAGAUUUGCUUGAAUACUUUGAAAGGUUCAGUGAAUUACUUUCAAAUGGUCAGUGUGAUGCUGCAGCAACUUCUGCAGCAAACUCUUCUAGUGGAAUUCUCCUUAAUGAAGGAACUCUGAGGAAACUUGAAUCUGUUGGUUGUCUUCAAGGAAGAAAUAUCCUGUUACUGACAUAUUUUGAGACUCUCAUUAACUCAAGCACUGCGGCUGGUUUGCCUCAAAAUUCAGCCAUAAGUCUGGAUGCAGUCAAAUGUGCAUUGUCUGAAAAACAAUUAAAUAUAGUAAUGCACUGGAUUACACAGCAAAGGCUGACGUUUUCUGAAGUGUUAGGAGAUGUGAUUUAUGACUAUGGGAAAGUGGAACCCAGCAGCUUGUCAAAAUGCCUGGCUUUGGCUCAGACUGUGUAUGAUCAGCUGGUGUACACAAAAAAAGUUGCUCUGUGCCUGUAUAAGCAGGGCCAAAUUUAUACAGCAGUGGAUUAUAUUCGGCAACUCAAGCAUUUUUCUUUAGAUGAUUACUUAUUUCUACUGGAAAACUGUCCUACCACAGAAUUCGUAUGUUCUCUCAGUCAAGAGUGGUUUAGAAACCCACCACUUUCAUCCAUGGGGUCUACAGUACUAUCUCUUAUUUCAACUGAUCACAAAAAGCAUGGCUUUCAGCUUUUGGAGGAAAUGAGCAAGAAAAAUACAUCGAAACAGAUGAUUCUAAAUGAUACAGUCUGUACAGUAGAAGGCUGGAAGAAGAUAGCAGAUACAUGUGCAGAGAAUAAACAGGAAAAGUUAUCUCAGGAAAUCAUCUCAAUUAUCACCUCACAGGAUGGAGUGUUUGAAAAUUCACCACUUGAAGAUGAAAAAGAUGCCAUGUUAAUGGAGCAUGUUUUCUGGUAGCUCUUUGUAACAACAGAGGGAGCUCUUACAGCAGACAAAUGAAGAAUCCUUCUAGCUCUUUGUAUGAACAAUAGUAAACAUUAAUGCUUCAGAAAAAGUGCUGAGAAUAACUUUAUGAUCAAAUAUCAGCUAUUUGUUCCUUUUAACGUCUUUCUGUGAGUGUGUGUAUGUUUGUAUUUUGUUUAACUGGAAGUUUAUUCUCAGUGUAGAAGAAAAUUGGCAUAAUAUACUCUGGAAUGGUAUGCUAUGGUAAUGUUGCACAUCUAUUUUCUCUUACCCAUCCGGUUCUCCACUUCUGUUCAUCAUUUCUGUCCUUUUGUACAGUGCUGGAGGGACAUACCACACUAAUUUAAACCUUGUGCAGUAAGGGAAAUUAGUCUGAGUGGAUCAUCAUUCUGAGGGAGCUUUGCAGCAGUGCAUUGUAAAAUGUAGUCGUACCCUCAUGCCUUAACUCCCUUCCUCCCCUUUUCCCCUCUGCCCCAAUAGGCCCGAAGGGUCAAGCACCAUCACUAGAGUCAUAUUCCAAGCUCAAUUAUUAUGAUAAUCUAACAAAUUCUGUCAAAAAUAUAACAAAUGCCUACUUAGAAUAAAUUUAAGCGUCAGUUAUAUGCAUCCAACUGCUACUGAUUGCUGUGGAAUUGCACGAUUUGAGAGCCAUAUUACACAGUAAGAGUCAGUAUUGGAAGCUUACUUACCUGAUAUUGAUCACUAAGAGAUAGGUAAUUCAGUCUUAGAAAAAUGAAGAUGUCCAACCGCAGUCUUUGCCAGCAAAUUCACUGGGUGUGCUAUUAGUAUUAGUAACUGUGCACAAUAAAAGUGGUUAAAAGGAAAAAACAAUAAAACUUUAUGGUUUUAGCUUUUGAACAAAAGUAAAUAAAAUAAUACAUGUUAUAUUAUUAUAUAAUAAUAAUAAAUAAAAAUAAUAUAGAAUAUAUCAAAAAAAUAACAUCGCUAUUAGUAGAGCCUUUUUUUUAACUUGCUGCCCUGAACUAGCGUAAAGAGGAAGAAUUCUGGAUAUUGUCUACUGUUGUCAGUGUGGUACAUGUUUGCGAAAACAGAUAUUUCUAUAACUACUGCUGUUUUGUUUCAGUGUUAAUAUGUUUUAGCACUUUUAAAAAGCUGCUGGGCUGUGUUUAUUAUACUGAUAAAUCUGCAGAACUGUGCAGGUUUUAUGAUAGAACUUUCUUUAAAAGAGAAGAAUUCAAAGUCUGCAGGUACUGUAAGUAUUAUGUGCCGAUGAGGAAUCGAAAAGGGUGUCUGGUUUGCAUUCUCAACAUACAGAAUAAUAUGUCCCAUAAUUAUAAUCCUUAAGUUAAAUAUAAAAAUAUAUAAAUAUUUCCUGAAAUAAAUUAGUGGUAAUUAUUUUUUUCCAGUAAAGCCUACCAUUUAGUAGUGUGUUUCCAAAUACUUACAAAUUAUCCUUGCUCUGAAGAAUUUUUGAAAGUCUGAUUAGGAACACACUCUUGGUAAUGAAGAUUCAAACUUUUUACCUGGAGUGCGGUUCAAAUCUGCCAAAAACUGACUGGUUUAUGUGUUUAUGUUUAGAAGAAGGAAAAUGCUAUGGCCCUGGGAAGUAGGGCCUUGCCAGGAUGCCUUUGCAGUAGUUCCAGCUUUUCCAGGAGAGACUUUUUUUUUUUUUUUUUUUUUUUAAGCUAAAGCAGCAUAUUCUAUACUCCAUUUGCUAUGCUGAGAAGAAAUUUAUAGUACUUUUAAAAGUCAAGGGGAAGUUGACAUCUUACUUGAAAUAAGAGUUGGGGAGAGAAAAAAAGGUGAAACUAGCAAAAGGAAGUAAGAAAGAGAUAUAAAAUAUUUAUUAAAGCUCCAGCUUACAGAACAUAUUCUGGGAUAAAUGAUUUCAGCGACAUGCUGCUGAAACUUGACUUAAUGUUCGAGUACCUUUUCUUAGAAUUAUAGCGAACUGCAGAUUAAGAAUGUAGUUUUCCCUUUUUGCUGCUUAUUGCUGUUAAUGUUACUGAAAUUAAUGUAAGCCUACCAUUGUAAACAUAUAUGCUGGAGCACAUACUCCAGAAGUGGCCAGGUGAAAAGGCCCGCACUGGUGGCUUCUGUGGGAAUUCUGAACACAGUACAUGUACAGAAUGGGGCCCUCAGCAAGUGCUUUUAUUUGAAAAAAAGCGUUGCACGCUGUGUCUGGAAAUGCAGACUAAUAUGCUUUGGGGACUGCUUAGUUUUAUAAGACAUAAAGGGAACAUUAAAUGUUUAUUUUCCAGAUCAAGAUUGUUUUAGCUGUUCAGAGUCCAUUAUUUCUUUAACAGCACCAGAGCAUUCACUACUGGAACCUAGUCUUUUUCUUAACCCAGUUAGACUUCACCAGAGUGGCUGAAGACUUCUGUGCUUUUUGAUUAGGAAAGGAAGAAUAGUUGGAUUCUGCAGAGGGUCUUCUUCCAGUGUCAGGUACAGUCAUGUAGGAUAAAUACAGAGGUUAAUAGCCAUUUCUCUUCCCACUUAUAUAACUCAGUCAUGAAAUUCUAGAAUUUUAGACCAGUUUGUGGUAUAAAGUUAAAACUUGAAGUAGAAAUGAGUUCCAGACGUAAAUGAGGGAUCAGGAAGAAUGGCCAAAUAUAUUUUGUAUGGUGGGGAAAGAAAGCAGAUAUGGGCUCUCAGAAGUAGUAAUGCACCUUCAUUAAAAAAAAAAAAAAAAAAAUCAAUUUUCCAACAGCGUGGUUUGUCUUUAUUAUGCAUGUUAGUGUGCUUUCUAGAACUUCAGGUUCAGUUCUCUCAAUUCCAUUCUAUGCUGCUGGGUGUUUAUUAAUUUUAAUGGUGCUAUUCCUGGUAUAAUUCAAUGAGUUACAAAAGACCGUUUUCUGUUAGGUUAGUCAUACUGUUUAGAAGAUAAGAUGGAGAUGAGCAUAUGGUCUCAAACACACUAUGUAUAUUGUAACUUGGUUUACAGUGUAGAAUAGAUCAGACUGUGGCCAAAAGGGUGAAAAUGAUGAAUGAAAAGAUCACUGGCACUCUUAAACAUAAGAGCUGACAGCAUACAAGAAAACAGUGGAGAUGUAACUGUGAUACUUCCCAGGGUGAUUUCAUGGUUCUUGUUUAAUAUUUAUAGCAGCUGAAAAAUGAAAGUGCUUGUUAAAUCAAAAAAGACACUGAUAGGCUAAAACCAUAAAGUUUUAUUGUUUUUUCCUUUUAACCACUUUUACUGUGCACAAAUGGUUUCUAUCAAGGAUACAUGAUCAAAUGGCAGACCUGAGGUACAUGCUGCUUUAGUUGGAGUAUUUACUCCAACUAGCUGUUCUGUAUUAAGCACUCUCCAGAAGUUUUCGAAAUAACGCUACGUAAGAAAAACAGUACAAGUGCAGAAUUAAAUGUUUACUUUUUAGGGUAGACAAAACUGUUCAGUACAGUUUUCUCCAGAGGACUUCAGUAAGUUGCCUCAUGUGCCUUAUUUUCCUUCAGAAGAACUUGGUGUGCCUCCCAUCCCAGAGAUCAGUUGCUAAGCAUCCAUUUGGAUUUAAAGAUUUAGACCCAUGUGUUUUACUCAGCAAGCUAAAGAAGUUUCAGUCACUUCUUCAUCUUAAAAAAAAAAAAAAAAAAAAAAAAAAAAAAAGUCUUAUAUGCAUUAAAAUUCUAUUUGGCAAGAUGACAAUGCCCUUUUACCCUAAGUCUCCCUAAAAACCAAAUUUUUAUUUUUAUUCAAACACCUAAAGUUACAUAUUUUUUAAAAAGUGGAAUUUCAAAAAGCUAGAGACAUCUGUAAACACUAAGCAAGUUUAAAAAUCUGUCCCUAAAUUCCUUAUAAAACUUUGUCCCCAGUCUCAGAUAUUUUUUACUUUGAAGAUAUUAUCCAUUUUUCAGAGACGGAGAAAUAAGAGAACUGUUUUAUAUAUCAACUGGCUGGUAAGAGAGAUUCUGAAACAUGUUGGAUACUGUCAGUGUUCACUUUUCUUCCUUUCUUCCUUUCUUCCUUUCUUCCUUUCUUCCUUUCUUCCUUUCUUCCUUUCUUCCUUUCUUCCUUUCUUCCUUUAAUAAUCAAACUCAAAAUUUGUAGUUUUCUCAGUGUCUGACAGAUUUUGAUCUGGAUAAAAGAAAUCUGGUUGAAAUGGAAUUACAAUAAAGCAGUUGUGGGGUUUAAAAGUA
This is a messenger RNA of Dromaius novaehollandiae (emu), 6019 nucleotides long. RefSeq names its product clathrin heavy chain linker domain containing 1 (gene CLHC1). The record is from RefSeq and is a predicted model, not a curated record. NCBI's taxonomy places the organism in Eukaryota, Metazoa, Chordata, Aves, Casuariiformes, Dromaiidae.